Molecule: messenger RNA, 535 nt
Organism: Pyricularia grisea
Lineage: Eukaryota; Fungi; Ascomycota; Sordariomycetes; Magnaporthales; Pyriculariaceae
Exons: 2
Coding region: 99-380 (93 amino acids)
Source: RefSeq, a predicted model, not a curated record
CAAAAAAACACUUAUCGCGGAAGGAUGCCCAGAUAAGGAGAACUGUGGUUCAAAAAUUGCAUCAACUUGAAUGCAACGGGUUCGACGUCUGGUCGUAUAUGAAAAAGGGCGAUGACAUCUUCGUUUAUCACUCGGCGAAUCACGCAGGGCCCCCAUCGUCCACUGAUUUGAUUGAUGAAAAGCCGAUGACUCUGGGAUGCAAUGCGAACAGUUUCGAAGCCUCAGAAAAGAAUGAUACCAGCGAAAUGUUCCAGAACAAAACCGAGGACUCGGUGGCGGGAAGUGCUAACAACAGUUUGCCUAGUUUACGAUGUGCAUCCUCCACCAUGAAAGAUUGCAUUCCGGUGAGUUUAAUUCACGAAAUGGGAACCGCGACUUGAUCUGAUAUAAUUAUUCACAGAAGAAGAUAAAGAUCGUUUUUAAGAAAAACAUCGAACGUGGCUAGUCUAGGCGCCAGACCUGUGGCUUCGUACCUACUUGGAAGCUCAUGUAUUUUAAGUUGUUAGCAUAAACCUACCUGAAAAGAAUAUUUUUG